CGCCCUUUCUUGUGUACGGGAUUUGUGCUUUCGAUAUUGUACACAACGAACCUCUGCUUUCUUCAAUCUUCAAACAAAAUCCUAUUUUCUUCACUUCAACUUCUGAGCACAGACCUACUUGUCCUCCCACUACUUGUCCUACUUGUCCUCCCACUUUUUUUCCCUUUUUUGAACAUCUUAUCUUGUCUUUUACUGGAACACCACCUCCACUCCCCCACUGAGAGUCAUGCCAGUGAGUACGGAACAGUGGAGGGCAGCUGUAGGGGCAAUGGCUAGGUCUGCAGCUCCCAAGCCACGGAGCCCCAUUGGUCCCCACUGGAACAAGUGGUUGAAGGCCAGCGAUCCUGUGGCCUACAAAGGAUGUGUGUUUCUGUUGGUGACCAUAGCACAGCUUGUCCGGUCUGGUCUGGAGCAGGCA
This is a messenger RNA of Geodia barretti, 418 nucleotides long. The record is from the annotation of a GenBank genome assembly. NCBI's taxonomy places the organism in Eukaryota, Metazoa, Porifera, Demospongiae, Tetractinellida, Geodiidae.